Pleurotus ostreatus (oyster mushroom) is the source of this 1035-nucleotide messenger RNA. RefSeq lists its product as uncharacterized. The record is from RefSeq and is a predicted model, not a curated record. Bases 1 to 1035 code for a protein of 344 amino acids. The transcript has 8 exons. Lineage: Eukaryota; Fungi; Basidiomycota; Agaricomycetes; Agaricales; Pleurotaceae.
AUGUCCAAGUCCAAGCCCCCCCAUUUCGUAACCCUUGGGCUGUUCAUCAUCGACGAGUUCUCAUUCGCGGAUGAAAACGGAACACCCACGGGAAGAGUUGUCGCGCCGGAGAUCGGAGGAGGGGGGACCUAUGCGGCUGUGGGGGCCAGGAUUUGGUUGCCUUCCAAUCAGAUUGGUAUGGUGGUCGACCGAGGAACGGAUUUCCCUUCUUCAAUCCAAGAAAAGUUAGACGGAUACGGGCCAGAGAUGUGGAUAUUCCGUGAUCAAGACCAUGGAACGACCAGGGCCCUCAAUUCCUAUCGCGGAGAACACCGCAGUUUCGAAUACUUGACCCCACGAAUUCGGAUCACUCCCAACGAUAUUCAGAGUACAUUGGCAGCCUGCCCACGCACUCUACAUUUCAUAUGCUCGCCAACGCGAGCGGCCGCCAUAAUUUCUGAGGUCCAUCAGGUCGAAGACUGGAAACCUCUGAUGAUAUACGAGCCGAUACCCGAUAGAUGCAUUCCGGCGGAACUGCCCGCUUUACGCGAGGUAUUGCCGUUCGUGUAUGUUUUGAGUCCCAACGCCGAAGAAGCACUGUCGUUAUUAGGUUACGCUUUGCCACCUACUAAAGUAUCCAUAGAACGUGCGGCAGCGGAGUUUCUGUCCUUCGGAGUGGGCAAGUCUGGCCAGGGCGUUGUGAUAAUACGAAGCGGGCCAUUAGGGUGUUUCGCUUUAACUCGGGCCCAUGGAGGGAGAUGGAUCGAGGCCUAUUGGAGCACUGAAGACAGUGAGAAGAUCGUAGAUGUGACUGGUGCUGGUAACAGCUUUCUGGGUGGCCUGGCCGCAGGACUUUACUUCACAUCUGACAUAUACGAAGCCUCCUUGUACGCCACUGUGUCAGCCUCUUUCACGAUCGAACAGGGCGGGCUUCCCGCAAUCACUUCUAAGAAGGGGGAUGUACAAGAAUACCUCUGGAACGGCGAGUUACCUCAACUUCGGUUGGAGAAUUUGAGAGCUCGUAUGUCGCACUAUCAAGAUCGCGUGAGUAACUAG